GGGAGGCGAGGCCUUGAUGCGUGGAUGUGAGAAAGCAAGAGAGGAGAAGGAGGAGAAGGAGAAGAAGAAGAAGGGGGCGCCCAGGCGACUCCCCCAGCCAGCCAGCCAGCGAGGGGAGGGGGCCAGAGAGAAGAAGAAGAAGAGGAGGAGGAAGAGAGAGCGAGAGCGAGCGAGAAAGCAGGGGGAGGAAGAGAGAGACAAGGGACCCCAGCAGGAAGAAGCCACCAUCAGCCAGCCCAGAUGAAGCCAGGCCCAGAAAGCCAGGCCCGCGCCUUCCAGAGCGGAUCCCAAGCGCUAAAUUAGAGAAGAAGCGAGAGAAAGAAAGAAUUCCUUAAGCUCCCCUUUCCCUCUGCCCUGCUCCGGGCGCUCUUUCCCGCUUCUCUCCUGGAGGCUCCCCGGGAGCGGAUGGAACCUUGAGCAGGAGCAGGAGGGGGGGCACAUCAAAGGGAAUCGAACGUUCCCGGGACUCAGAACGCAAACGGAUCGAACGUCGCGGGGCUCAACGUUCUUCGCCAGGAGACGCGCUCCUCUUUCUUUUUCCUCCCCCCUUCCUCCUCCUCCUCCUCCUUUCCUCCUUUCUUUGCUUGAUUGCUUUCCUUCGUUACUUUGUAGCCGUUUCCGUCCCCCCUCGUUAUUGUUGUUGUUGUUGUUACUGUUCUUACUCUUUCCCACACUGUUUCCCCCAGGCCCCCUCCUCGGCUCUUCUUCUCCCUGCCUGCUCUGCUGCCCUUUCUUCCCCUCCCCUCCCCUGCCCUGCCCUCCCCUCCGCCGGAGAGAACAAUAGGAGCGCCGGAGGGGGCCACCCUGGCUGCCCCCCGGGGACCCAGCACCCCCCGGGCCUGGAUGUGACCCCCUCGCCUCGCCCCCCCAGCCCCCCCAAAGCUCCGCACCAGACGGACCCCCAUUCGAAUUUGGUGGGAAUAUGAACCAGCAACAAAGGAUGGCUGCGGCUGGCACAGACAAAGAACUGAGCGACCUCCUGGAUUUCAGCAUGAUGUUCCCGCUCCCGGUGGCUAAUGGAAAAAACAGGCCCACAACACUGGCCAGCACUCAGUUCAGUGGAUCAGCAGGCUUGGAUGAACGGCCGGCCUCUGGUUCCUGGGCACCAGGAGAUCAGAAUAACUCCACGUUUGACCAAGUCAGGCAGGGCUAUGGCGAAGGCUCACACUAUAGCGAGCUUAGGGACCUGCCAUCGCAUAAUAGCAUAUCUUCGUCCUCAUUCCUGGCAUCUGGGAUAGUAGGGAAAGGCACGGAAAGAGGCGCCUACUCAUUUGGAAGGGAAGCGGGCAUGCCGGCUCUUAAUCAGCAGCCUGGCUUCCUGCCCAGCGAAAUGGGGAUUUCAAGUCCCAGCACGCUGUCCCCGACGGGGGUGAAGGGAGGCUCUCAGUACUAUCCGUAUGGGAACAACCCUCGCCGGAGAGGUGCAGAGAGCAACAUAGAUGGACAGCCGAAAAAAGUCCGAAAGGUGCCUCCUGGACUCCCUUCUUCGGUGUAUCCACCCAACUCAGGUGACGAAUACAACAGGGAGACAGCCAGCUAUGCCCCUUCCAAGCCCCCCAGCACUGUCUACCCAGGGGCCUUCUACAUGCCAGAUGGGAUCCACAAUUCGGCAGACCUGUGGAGCUCCUCAGGCACCAUGGGACAGUCCAACUAUGGGGUCAUCUUGGGCGCUUCCUCCUCUCCACUCCCACAGUCAGGCAACUUCAGCGGUCUUCACCAGCAUGAGCGCAUGAAUUACCAGAUGCAUUCAGGAGAAGUCAAUGGAGGACUCCCGUCAGUUUCAGGCUUUUCUUCCGCUUCCACUCAAUAUGGAGUGUCCAGCCACACGCCUCCCAUUGGUGGGACAGAGGCCGUAAUGGGAAAUCGAGGAACCUCGGCUGGCAGUUCAGGGGACGCCCUUGGGAAAGCAUUAGCUUCAAUCUACUCUCCAGAUCACUCUAGCAAUAACUUCUCUUCAAACCCAUCCACACCGGUGGGAUCCCCUCAGGGAAUCACAGGUUCUUCACAGUGGCCCCGGGCAGGUGGGCAGGGUGCCUUGUCCCCAAGCUACGAAGGGACUCUCCACACAUUGCAAAAUAAAAUGGAAGACCAUUUGGAUGAAGCCAUCCACGUGCUGAGGAGCCAUGCGGUGGGUCAGAGCAACAACCGGGAAAUCCACGACCUGCUGGCCUCCGCCUCUGCGCACAGCACCUCGGUCGGCAGCCUCAGCCAGUCUUUUCCCCCAGCCUCUGUCUUGCCCAUCACCAGUCGGCACUCGAACCUGGUAGGAGGAGGUCAUCCAGACGAUGCCCUCUCCAGCAACCCCAGCAUCCUCCACAACCACGUUGCUCUCCCUGCCCAGCCGAGCUCGCUCCCGGACCUCAACAGAGGCCAGUCUUCAGAUGCCUUCAGUGGUCUGACGUCUGGGCUGGGAAGGGCCAGCGUUUCGUCGGGCACCAGCGAGAUCAAACGGGAAGACAAGGAGGACGACGAGAACACGUCGGUGGCAGACAACUCAGAGGAGGAGAAGAAGGAGCUGAAGUCCUCGCGCAACCGAACCAGGUGCUCAUUGAACAGUCAAGAUGAGGAUGAGGAGGAUGACCUGCUUCCCCCAGAGCAAAAAGCCGAGCGGGAGAAAGAGAGGCGGGUGGCCAAUAACGCCCGCGAGCGCCUGCGCGUCCGUGACAUCAACGAGGCCUUUAAGGAGCUCGGGCGCAUGUGCCAGCUACACCUUAACAGCGAAAAACCGCAGACCAAACUGCUAAUCCUACACCAGGCCGUCUCGGUUAUUCUCAAUCUGGAACAACAAGUUAGAGAACGCAAUCUGAAUCCUAAGGCAGCCUGCUUGAAACGUCGCGAGGAGGAGAAAGUGUCAGGCGUGGUGGGCGAUCCUCAGAUGGCGCUUUCGGCAUCGCAUCCAGGCCUGGGAGAUGGGCACAAUCCCGUGGGACACAUGUAGAAGACUACCGCUUUUCUUCACCUGGAAGCAGAUGUCUGUAAGAAUAAGAAGAAGGGAAGGCCCCAUCACGCUCCCACCCACCCAACCGCCAGCCCCGCCGUGUGAUCGCCCAGAAACUGUAGUUCUGUUUCAGUAUAGAUGCACGGCAACGGACAUUCAAUGCGCUCGAAGGAACUUUUUUUCUUCUCUCGAAAGGAAAAACAACAACGUUGUUGAAUCGGGAAAAAAAAAAACAACUGCAAAGAUUGCCUUAAAUGUAUAUUCUGGAACUGUCAAUACAUAUCCUUCAAUUUCAGAGCGGGGGGUGUGGGGAAACGUUUCAUUACAAGUGGCUUGUUCACAAAAAGGCCAGCAAAAAAUAUAUAUAUUGUGCCUACGCGUUUUAUUUUUCUUUUCUUUUUUUAAAAAAAGAACAUUAGUUAACGAUAAUUUUUUUUUAAAAAAAAUGUAGAACAAACAUAGUAAUGCCUUUUGGUUUUUUUUAAAAAAAGCUUCUUUUGCAUAUAUGUUUUGUAAGCAACAAUGAAAAAUAAUGUGUACAAAGAUUGAGCGAACGAGCGAGAGAGCGAGCGAGCGAGAAAGAGACUUGCGACUCCCCAUGCUUUUUUUUCCUGCUGCUGUUUCUUAUAAUUAAUGUUGCAUAUUAUUUUUUCAGUGAGAUCUACCAGAAAUAUUAAAAGUUUGUAUUAAGAGACUGGAUGUUUUUUAAAACAAACAAAGGAAACAAAAGAAGAAAGCGGUGUGAGAGGGGUUUGUUUUUCGGCUCAGAGAAGCUGCCAGCGUGGACUUUAGCUAUCUGGGCUACUAACUGGCCUCAUGUGGCUAGUCAAAAAAGAAAUCCAGAAUGUACUGGUAUCAUCUCUUUGCAUUUUGGCCACUUUGGAGGGGUUGGGGGUGAUGGUCAAGGAAUCUUGCAGCCCUUGGUUCUUUUGUCUUUCUGAUCCUGCUAAGUGACUCUUAAAAGUCUUACCUUUCAGCCUGUUCUCUCCCAGCUCCCCCCAAAAUAUUUGUGGUCCUCUUCCUUCAUAGGAGAUAAAGGUACUCCGAGAAGAAGUAAGUUUGGUUCCUUUUUCUUCCUGGCCUGUGUGUGCCAGGGAUGGGUGACAUCUCAAACGAAGAUGCCACCCUCCCCAAAACCAACAUAUUGAGCAUACUGUGGGCAAAUGGACCCGAAAGAGCAGGCGGUGAGAACUGGGAGAAAAUGGAAGUAGCCUGGAUCAUGCCUCACCAUUUGUCAAGCGCUUAUAAAAACAGACAUGGAACAAAAGGAAGGAAUAUCAGGAGGCAAGGAGUAAAGAGAAUAAUACAUUUUUUAACAAAAAAGACGCUGCCAGGUUGGAAGCAGAACAAAGACCCCUCCAAGGGGGAAAAGAACAAAAGAGCCACAUCUAGCAAAAACAAGGAAAGGAAAAGGAGGUGUUUGUAGCACACAAAGGCCAAGGAACACCACCCCAAUGGGGUCCGUUGCAAUGUGCCCCCCAACAAGAUGGAUUUGGGAGUUCUUGCACCAACACUGCAUCAAUCCAGAGCUGUUCAGAAAACAUGCCUUCCCGGCUUUGGCAUUUUCAGAAGAUCCGAAAGACUGUGGUGUUCUGCUGAGGACUGCCUGCUGUCUGGAUGACAUUCAGAGAUGUUUUGCCCACCGCCAUCACCAUCCGUAACGCAGAGACACUGCUUUUUGUGAACAGAAGAAAGAGAAUCCUGGGAAGGCUGUGCCCACAUGGAUCUUGGGAGAUUGGGGGAAAUGAGUAGCAUCUCCACAGUCCAAACUCACGGAGCUUCUCCUCUGUUCCACAUGUCAGCCAACAGGAAGGCUAUGCAACCGCCAAGCGGAUCUCAAGGCUAAUCCAGGGGCUGUGGGGAUCUUCAAGCAUGAAGCUCUGUCUUGAAUUUUGAAUAUCCUUGAAGGUUGCAUAAGGCAUUGUAGCAGAGGAACACUGUUGAAAGGCAUCAUGGUGGUUCCAGCACCAUACAGACCCGGCCUUCUUGUUCUCCUUCAGUCUCCAUAGAUGUCUAGCCUCAACAUGGUCCUGAUUACCAGCAAGCCCAUUUAUUAAGACCGUGUCUCGUUGUAGCUCUGGAGCAGGGACUUUGGGUAGUGACCUUAAAAAUUCAGACAAGCAGCCACAGCUUUUAUGACUAGCCACUCUUGCCAGAUUGUAGGGUCAACCGCAGCAUCCACAGUCUCUGUGACUUCAAGAACUGGAUCUUCCCAGCUGCUUAAGAAAACAAAACAAACCGCUUAUCCUGGCUGCAGAAGAUUUGGGAAGAUUCUGUAGACUUUGGCUUUCACGGGCAGAGAAGGAGAGUAUGGCUGCCUUUGUGCCAGCGAGGGUCACAAGAGGCAAGUUGUGCUUGGGAGACACUGGCCAGACUUGGUCAUACACAGAGUCAGGGGAGUUUACACAGGUUGAAAGGAGGUGCUGCAGCAAGGUCUCUGUCAAAGUCAUCAGUCAUGAUACCAGAAGCAAGGAGACACACACCAGAAGUCAGUCCAAGACUCCAAAGCAGGAUCUCAGCCAAGAUCCAAAAGCCAAGGAGAACGAAGAGUUGAGAAAAACAAAACCCAUUGUAGCCACGGCUAUGGGAUUUACAGCUGCCUGACUGUGAGAAGCCAGAGUUUCUUAUUUAUAAGAUGCUGACCACAAAUGAUGGAGGUGUUCCCCAGCUUUGGCUCAUCCUGCUGAAGUUCUUCAUCCACUGUAUCAACCUCUCUAGCCGCUCAGAUUUGUCAUCUGGAGUCAGAGUUGCGUUAUAACUCACCUGGGUGAGUUAUAACACUGGCAAGCAUCCCCCUUGUACCCCCGUCCCGCCUUCUCUUUCCUCUGUGUGCCAGAAGAGACACCGAGCAUUAAAAGGACUGCUUCUUGGAGAUGGUUCUUGCUGGACAUGUGGACUUUCCCCUCUUGCCACAGCCUUGGUCCAUCAUAGAGAUAAGACAUAUCCACUCUCCUACCCAACUUGCAUUGGCCACCAUAAUCCAAUGGGAGAGUCCUUGUUUUCAGAACCUUGGAAGUCUUGGGAAGAUUCUUCUCACAGGUGACCUGAAGCCAACAAGGCAGAGGUCAGCUCUUCUUUGCAGGUAAAUUUGUAAACCAGCAUAAGGCCACCCUGGGUACCAAUGGCUUUGCAAGAACUGAGGCUACUGAGUGGGCAUUCCCAUGUGAACAAAGGUCCAUUUGGACCUGAGAAGCGUGCGCUCAUUUCCCCCACUGCCACCACUGAGGCUAAAUACCUUUUCAAAGCAGGAAGUGCGAUGGCUUCUUUUCAGAUCUCCUUUAAACCUCUUUCAAGUCUACCAACUCCCAGACAAGCUCUGUUUUUAUUUGUUAAUUUUUAUUUUUGCUUUGUGUGAAAGUGUUUCUGUUCUGUUAAAGGGGAUGAGAGGGAGGGAAGGAGCUCACCUUUCUAAGGGUGUGCGUCUACACUACAAGCUCUAAACCAGUUUCAAACCAGUUUUAGCUGUCUUAAUGGGAAUCCUGCCGUUUUCGUGCUGAGAAACCUUUCCUGAGAUGUCAGUCUCCCUCCCUCAUCGUCCCUUACCUUCUUAGAGCUGCAGUUCCCAGAAACCGGGGAACCGCAAUAGCUAAAAACAGGUUUGAAGUCCGUUUAAGUUUGUAAUCUCGGUGCGUCCGACAGAAUCCUGGGAUAUUUAUAUUAUUGUUUUUGGUCCGGAAAGGAUCCAGGGGAGGCGGAGGGUUUUAGGAGACGAAAAGGGACAACCAGCAAAAACAAAACAACAAGUAAAGUCUUAGGGGAAACAGCACCACAGGAAAAAAUGAAUAAUAAUAAUAGUUUUUGUUUGGUUGGUUUGGAAAAAAGAAAAGAAAACUGGGAUCAAGCAACACAGAGAACAAAAAAUGCAACUUGAUUCCUAUUGAGAUAUAUUUUUUUAGGAGGGGAGGGGGAGGCUGUGUAUUUUUUAGCCCUCUCAAAUUAUUUGGAGGGCUCUUUUUUGUUGUUAUCGUUGGGGCUUUUUAUAUAAAUUUUUACAAAACCGAGUCCUUUGUGGUUAGGGAGGGAAGGGAGGGAGGGAAUUGGUCCUGAUCCAGACGCAGUUGGCCAAUGGCUUUUUCAAGUCACAACAUAAUUGUGUUUGGACCGGGGCCCCGGCCUUUUGCCGCCUACAUGUAAAUCCAGCUGUACCGAACUGGCUGAGAUCCUUGUUAUUAAAUCAGAUUACACAUUAUAGUUUUGAAAGAUAUAUAUAUAGUAUAAAUAUAUAUAUAUAUAAAUAUAAAUAUAAAUAUUAAAAAAAAUGCCUAACCCCGAUUUUUAAAAGUGGAAAAAAGGAGAAACGUAUUUGGGGCGGGGAGGGGAUUUUUCUUUCUUUUUCCUUGGUUUAACUGAAUCACGACUUCUGAGAUAUUUGGGGGGGGGGGAAGGAGCACGGGGGUUAAAAUUGUGUUUCCGAGUGCCUCAAGAUACGGAUUGUGUUCAUUUUUUUAAAAUAAAAAUAAUAAUUUUAUACAAGUGUCAAGAAAAGAAGAAAAAAAAAACAGCUGGCUGGAUUAUUUGGAAUUUUUAAAUAAUCCUUAACUUUUUUAAAAAGUAGAAUUUUGAGAACUGUCCUGUACAUAACAGUAAUGUAGCAAUAAAUGUUGACAUUUUAUAACAAA
Molecule: messenger RNA, 7557 nt
Organism: Sceloporus undulatus (fence lizard)
Lineage: Eukaryota; Metazoa; Chordata; Lepidosauria; Squamata; Phrynosomatidae
Gene: TCF3
Product: transcription factor 3
Exons: 20
Coding region: 923-2938 (671 amino acids)
Biological process (GO): regulation of transcription by RNA polymerase II
Cellular component (GO): transcription regulator complex
Molecular function (GO): RNA polymerase II cis-regulatory region sequence-specific DNA binding; DNA-binding transcription factor activity, RNA polymerase II-specific; protein dimerization activity
Source: RefSeq, a predicted model, not a curated record